CCUAUGCUUGAAAUUACCUACCUAAUUUUGUCUCUAGUAUUCUGUUAUUUUGUAGUUGAUUUCCGUACUAAAGUUUUAUCUGAUAGCACAAAUGUUGUUUGUACUUAUAAUGGUGUCUCUCUGUUGCUUUUCAGGCAUAUAACGCCUUGUAAUCGCAGAUACACCAAUUUUGCCAAUGCUUUUUCUCUCUAUUCUGAUCAGAUUCUGCCUUUUUGUUUGUUUUAUCGUUGAUUUCCAAUCUAAACUUGUAACUGAUGGCACAAGUGAUGUUUUUCUUGGUGUCUUCUUUGUUGUUUUUCAGGCAGAUAACUCUUCUACGCAUGGCUGCUAAGGCUUUAAAAGAUUUGAAGAAUCUUCCUGUCUCUGAGAGGAAUAUUGACUGUAAAAAAAAUCCUUGUGCUGGCAAAAUGAAUGGAAAAGCUGAAGAUAGACCACCACAAAACUCUGUCCCCUUGGAUCACAAUCAUCCUACAGGCGAUGAGAUAGAGAAACCUGAGGCAGAAAGAGUUAUCGUAGAACUUGAGUAUAUCAAAUCCAAAGACUUGAACAAUGUAGCUGAAGUUGAUGCAGUUCUCAAGUUAUAUUCAUCUGUUUGGAGUUUGGACAUUACCUAAUACCAUUUUGGAAAUUCUUUGUUUAAUAUUCCAGUCACUUGACCGUUCGUCGUCUUUCCAUUUUCCACAAGGAAGAAAUGCUGCAUUUGCUGGAGAAAGUGAUCCUGUUUGUCGUGAAAUCAUUGAAGAACCCAAGAAGUGCUGUAAGUAAAACCGCAUGUAUGACAUCUGAAGACAUCUUCAGCUCAUAUAAUGACCAUAUAUUCGAUCAAUUGGAUCGCCUGCUUACUCAACUCCUCCUUAAAUCUUCCCAAGACAAGCGAUUUGUUUGUGAAGCAGCGGAAAGAGCAUUAGUAGCAAUGACUACACAUGUUUCUCCUGCCUUGCUGUUGCCAAAGCUUCGACCUUGUCUCAAGAAUAAGAGUCCUCGGAUCCGCGCAAAAGCAUCUGCGUGCUUCUCCGGAUGUGUUCCCCGACUGGGCAUUGAAGGCAUGAGAGAAUAUGGAAUUGAGACCAACUCCCAGAAUCUCAGGAGGCUGCACGGACAGUCUUCCUGGAACUUGAGACAGUGUAUAAGAAAACUACUCCUGUCGAACCCGAGGAGGAGAAUCCAGAGGCAGCCACUUGGCCAAUCUUCUGCCAAUCAAACCUCUCACCUCUUAGUGCACAGGCUGUGCUUCGUGUCACCAAUGUCACUGGUGAGGCUCGAGAGGGUCUUGUUACGGGUUCAUGACACGAGCCCUCAUUACGUCCCUUGUUCAUUAUAUAAGUUAUCUAGAGACCAGUACUUCUAUACAUAUUGGGUUGUGAUUCUGUUUACUCCUAAGAAUAAAUAUGGAAUGUUUUUUGUACCAAGGCAAAAAGUAUAUUAAUUCAAAAAAU
Arabidopsis thaliana (thale cress) is the source of this 1436-nucleotide messenger RNA. RefSeq names its product ARM repeat superfamily protein. The record is from RefSeq and is marked reviewed. The coding region runs from base 692 to 1426 and encodes 244 amino acids. NCBI's taxonomy places the organism in Eukaryota, Viridiplantae, Streptophyta, Magnoliopsida, Brassicales, Brassicaceae. The transcript has 5 exons.